Molecule: messenger RNA, 1002 nt
Organism: Alternaria burnsii
Lineage: Eukaryota; Fungi; Ascomycota; Dothideomycetes; Pleosporales; Pleosporaceae
Product: cell division control protein 16
Exons: 3
Coding region: 1-1002 (333 amino acids)
Biological process (GO): negative regulation of septation initiation signaling; activation of GTPase activity
Cellular component (GO): mitotic spindle pole body
Molecular function (GO): GTPase activator activity
Source: RefSeq, a predicted model, not a curated record
AUGACGAACUUGGACAUGUUGCUCCUGAAAGGAGCCUCUGCGAGUAGUCCAGAGGAGGGCCUUCAGGAAUUGCGAUACACAAUCUUGACAAAAGGUAUACCCGCCAACAGCGAGGGCAUGUCGGAGCUACGCAUCUACAUAUGGCUCAUACUGCUCAACGCGCCUCCUCUCAAGACCGACGUAUAUCUUGACCUUGUCCGUCAAGGCGCUUCUCCAGCGCACGCCAAAAUCCAAAACGAUACCUUCCGUACCUUCCAAGGCGAUCCUCUCUUCCGAAGACGCGUCACCCAGAACAGCAUCACGCGUGUGCUCAACGCGGUCGCGUGGAGACUGAACGAUGCACACGAGGCACGCGUCAAUGGCUGGCAGUCCCCACCCACGUUAUCCGAGUUCGGCGGUAGUCCAGAUACCUCGAUGAUGUCGCGCCCUUCCCUUACUGCAGGCACCCGUACAGAAGCGUCUACUACAAACGACGCCGAGCAAAUUGGAUACGUGCAGGGAAUGAAUGUGCUUUGUGGUCCAUUCCUGUACGCGGCAAGGAGUGAAGUCGAGGCUUUCACGGGCUUUGAGCGACUCAUCACGUACGAGUGCCCAGGUUAUGUGAGGGGGUCCAUGGAAGGUGUGCACAAAGGUCUCGCGCUUGUAGACAGAGUGCUAGAGGUUGUCGAUCCUAAGCUGUACGGUCAUCUCAUGGCACACCACAUGGAAGCCAAGAUUUAUGCUUUCGCAUCCGUGCUUACUAUGUGCGCAUGCACACCGCCACUACCUGAGGUCCUGCAGCUUUGGGACUUCCUCUUCGCGUACGGACCGCAUCUGAACAUCCUGUGCAUUGUGGCUCAGUUGGUUCUCAUUCGCGGUGACAUCUUGAACAGUCCAAGUCCCAACACUAUUCUACGUAACCUGCCCGGCCUAAAUGCUCAGAAGAUCGUAGGUGUGGCUAUGAGCUUCGCCGGCAAGAUACCUGAAGAUAUGUACGCCGAGAUUAUCAACCACGCAAAAUGA